AUUCCCCCUACAUCUCCCAUGGGACCAGGAGGCAAAUUCCUGUGGGUCCCAGGAGUGCCAAAAGCGCUCAGCGAGACGGGAAAUUGCAACAGUGCUGCCCCUCGGCCCUCCCCACAACCCCCCUCCUCGUCGCCUUCCCGUAACUCCCGCCCCUGGACACUUGCCCCGCAGCUGAUUCAUAGCCCGGGCGCGGGGCCGCCUCCACAGGCCGGGACCGACAUCCGCACCCGCGCCCCUGCGAGGCCGAAGAGCGGGUGGAGCAGUCGCCAGGCGGUUGUUUUGCCUGCAUCUAUGCCUGUGUAUCAUAUUUGUACCCAGUGUCUGCAAAGGUCAGAACAGGGUGUUGGACCCCUGGUACAGAUGAUUUGGAGCCAGCGAGUGGGUGCUGGAAACGAACCCCAGGUCAUCUUCAAGGGAUACAAGGGUUCCCAACCUCUGAGGCAUCUCUCUAGCCCAUCAGACAAUCAGACCAAUGGCUUUCUCUGUGGCCCUUCAUCCAGCCUUCCUCUUGGUAGUACUGUCCCUGAAGACAUCCCGAAGUGAAGUAUUGGGCGAGCCUUUCCAGUUGACUCCUGAGAUACUUACUGUUUCUACUGAGUCUAAACUUCAGCAAGUGAAUUUACAGUGGACUGUUCCAAACCUUACUCACCAAGAAUUAAAAAUGGCAUUUCAGAUAGAGAUAAGUAGAAUUAAUACAUCCAACAUCGUCUGGGUGGAGAAUUACAGCACCACUGUGAAGUGGAACCAACUUCUGCAUUGGAACUGGAAGUCUGAGAUCCCCUUGGAAUGUGUAACACAUUUCAUAAGAAUCAGGGCUAUGGUAGAUGAUGCCAAGUACCUUCCACAGAAUUCUUGGAGCAACUGGAGUUCCUGGAAAGAAGUUAGUGUACAAGUUUCAGUUGCACCUAAUACAUUAUUAAUAUUUCCUGAUAAUAAGCUGUUGGAAGAAGGCUCCAAUGUCACCAUCUGUUUGCUGUAUGGACAGUAUCUAUAUAAUGUAUCCUGUAUGUUGCAAAAAGAACCAAUCCAUGGAGAACAACUUGAUUCACACGUGUCAUUAAUAAAGUUGAAUAAUGUUGUUUUCCAUAGUGUCUCAGGAACAAACAUCCAUUGUAAAGCCAUGAAUGCCACUAAAAUGAUAUUUGGUACUGUCCUGUUUGUCUCAAAAGUGCUUGAGGAGCCCAAGAAUUUUUCCUGUGAAACCCAAGACUUUAAGACUUUGAAAUGUUCGUGGGAACCCGGGGUAGAUACUGCUUUGGUAUGGUCUCAACAAGAUUCUCAAAGCUACACUUUAUAUGAAUCGUUCUCUGGAAGACGUGAGCUUUGUGACCACAGAAAUUCACAUAACUGGCAAAUCACUGAUGAUUCACAGGAAACAUAUAACUUUACACUCACAACUGAAAACAACCUGAGGAAAAGAAGUGUCAACCUCAUUUUUAACCUGACCCAUAGAGUUCAUCAAAAGGCUCCCCAUGAUGUCACCCUGGAAAAUAUAGAUGCUAGAAAAGCCAACAUGACCUGGAAGGUGCUCUCCCGUGGAAACAACUACAUACUUUUGUGUCAGAUUGAACUCCAACAUGAAAGGGAAGUGAUACAUGAGCACAAUGUUUCUGUCCACAUGAGUGCCAGCUACCUCUUCAGUGAUCUGGAGCCAGACACAAAGUACAAGGCUCGAGUGCGCUGUGCGGAUGCCAACCACUUCUGGAAAUGGAGUGACUGGGCUCAAAAGGAGUUCUGCACACCUGAGGCUGCUCCCUCCCAGGCUCUUGAUGUAUGGAGACAAGUUCGGUCAGAGAAUGGAAGUUAUGUUGUGACCUUAUUCUGGAAGCCACUAUUAAAAUCACAGGCCAAUGGUAAAAUUGUAUCCUAUAAUAUAGUUGUAGAAAACCAAGACCGACUCUCUGAGUCAGAACAUUACUCUGUACCGGCACCAGCCCUUGGCACACAGCUGAGCCUUGACCCGUGUUCUUACAAGAUUCACAUCACAGCCAACAACAGCGUGGGUGUGUCGCCUGAGUCAGUGAUGGUCCUCUCUAAUGAUUCCGGACAUGAAGAGGUCCAUGAAAAAAGAAUUAAAGGUACAAAGGAUGGAUUCCAUAUUUCUUGGGAGCCCACAUCUGGAGAUGCUUUAGGCUAUGUUGUGGACUGGUGUGUACAUUCCCGGGACCAACACUGUGAUUUGCAAUGGAAGAACCUAGGUCCCAAUACCACAAGUACCAACAUCACCUCAGGUGCUUUUAAACCAGGGGUUCGGUACAACUUCAGAAUUUUUGAAAAAUCUAUGCAACAGAAAGCUCAGUUACUAGAGAAACAAACGGGAUACACCCAGGAACUGGCUCCUCUGGAGAACCCGGAAGUGACCAUUAAUAACUUUACUUCCAACUCCUUCAUUCUGAGCUGGCCCAGUUAUGACAGCGACUUCCAGUCUGCUUUUAUAGAAGGGUACCACGUGUACUUGAAAUCCAAGGAGAUGCAGUGCCACCCAAAAGGGAAAAGGAUGACUCUUCCAGAUUAUUGGGUGCUCUGUGAAUAUGAAAUCAAAGACCCCGAGCAAAAGGCAUUCACUGUGGAAAACCUUCGACCAGAAUCCCACUAUGAGUUUCUCGUCACUCCGUACACCAGUGCUGGCCAAGGCCCCAAUGAAACAUUCACAAAGGUCAUGACUCCGGAUGAGAACUCCAACAUGCUGCUGAAGAUCAUAUUACCCAUGACUCUCUGUGUCUUGCUCAUCAUCAUUGCGUGCUACUGGAAAAGCCAGUGGGUGAAGGAGAAGUGUUAUCCUGACAUUCCGAAUCCAUACAAGAGCAGCAUCCUGUCACUGAUAAAAUCCAAGAAGAAUGCCCACUUAAUAAUGAAUGUCAAAGACUGCAUUCCAGAUGUCCUUGAAGUUAUAAACAAGGUAGAAGGCCCCAAGACACAGUGCAUAGUCUCUGGGAACCCACACAAUGAAGAUGUAUCCAUGAAGCCUCCCUCCUCAGUGCCAACAGAAGAUGGUUCCUCUGGCUCUGUGCCCUUCUUCUUCUUCGAGAAUUUUACUUAUGAUCAGUCAGCUUUUGAUUCUGGUUCCCAUGGCCUCAUUCCAGGACCCCUAAAAGACACCCCAUGUCAGCUUGGACUAUUGACCCCACCUGAGAAGUUACUAAAUGUUCUAGAAAAAGACUACAUGAAGUCCCUGGCAGAAAGCCCAACUGAAGAAACUAGCUUGAUUUAUGUGUCUCAGCUGGCUUCACCCAUGGGUGGAGACAAGGACAGUCUUGCCACAAAUCCACCCAUGCCAGGGCACUGUUCAGAAUACAAAAUGCAAAUGGCAGUGCCGGGGAGACUCCCAUCACUUGCUCUGAGUGAGAAUAACAGCCUGACCUCAGAGAUACUUUUAGGUCAAGGUGAACAGUAAAGUUAACUACCACCAACCCAAUUCAUACACUACAGGCACUUUUGGGGAUGUGACUGGUACCAUGCCAUCACCAUGUGCCCUGGUUCUUGACUCCAGGAGCACCCAUUAUCUGCAGCACUAAUUUAUAAAAGAUCAUUAGGCUGACAGAAUAAAGACCAGAGCUAUACAACUUGGCAUUUGCCCUAAAGGCUUCCUUAGAAAUGGCACAUGCUGACCUUGCUAUUAUCUGCUCCAGGCUCACCCUAACACAGGACCCCUAACCCUGACAUAGGAUAUUCAUCAGCGAUUUCACAGACCCUAUUUACUCAGGACUUCGCAAAGUGGCAGUGGUCCUAGGAUUUUGGUUUGCAGUGAGAGAACAUCUUCAUGUAAACUUGACCUAAUGUUUACUAUUUUAAGGAUAAAGCAGUUGGAUUAAAUGCUUUGAUUAAUGCCACAAGAGAUUUAUUACUCCUAUUUUGUAGACUUAUCACAUUUAAUGAAAGGUUACAAACUAGAUUUUGGCCUUGCCUUGAAGUGAAUUUGUAGUCAUGGAUAAAGUAAAGUAACUGUUGGUGCCUACACUGAACCUAACAGGUAGGACGUAUGAAUGGGACAGGAAGUCUUGACAGGUUUCCUGCCAUCCAACUUACUGUGGUAAAACAGGAUCAAAAAGAGCUCCAGACUUGGUGUGCUGGUGACAGCAGCCUGUUCAGUAGACUCCAGUCUUCCUCCUUAAUUUUUGACUACCUCAGAAUAGAAAAAAAGGACAUUUCAUUGAGUGAUUCCUUUUACAUUUAAUGUCCCCACCCCAAAGCUGUAUCUAAAUGAUCUAUUUCCACACAUUGUCUGGUUCAAUAGAAUUCUCAUUUUCAUUCCUGUCAUGCUAUAUUGCCGCAAUAUUGGGUAUAACUUAGCUUUAAAAUGUUCUAUGGAGUUAGAAGUUAGUUUAGUGUUGUCCCCAAAGCAUGUCUUCUCAGACAAUACACUUGGUCCUACCUGUGGCUUCUACAUCAAGAUCCAGCCAACUCUAGGAAGAAAACAUUAUUUUUAGAUAAGGCUUGGACUCCCAUGGAGCUUGGUAGCAGCCUAGCUCCUGUAAACAAUCUCAGGAAGGUGCUAUAUGUAAUAGCCGGACACAUACAUGUGUUCAAUACAUUAGUUUCUUCCUCUUGAUGCUUGUCACAUUGUAAAAUAAGAUAGAGACUUUUGUCUUGUUUACUGUGAAUAUGGUGGAAGAAUGACUUUGUGCACAUGCAUGGCUGUUACCAAUACUGCAGCAAUAUCCAUGUGGCAUGUGGCCUCAACAUAGCUAACACCAACCAUGAAUGAUCUGUUAAAGCUGUCCUGUCUUUUCUUGCCUAUAACCAAGCCUUUUGAUAGAGAAAAUGGUUCUGAACUAACCUAGUACCAGACAGUAUCCCGAACAGUCUAGUUUGGAGGUGACUUUGGUCAGUACUGCCAAUACCGUGUCUGUUUUUCUGUCAAUGUAUUUCUAACUGGAAACUUGUACCCAGAAACGUUAAUAACAUUGAUUUGUAAAUGUUUUCUUUCAUCUCAAUUUUGUUUAAAAAAUAAUCCAUAAAACAUUAAAGUUAUUUUUGCUGUUUUGAUAAUGCUCAAAUUAAAGCAUCCAUUGUUUUCACAA
Molecule: messenger RNA, 5021 nt
Organism: Cricetulus griseus (Chinese hamster)
Lineage: Eukaryota; Metazoa; Chordata; Mammalia; Rodentia; Cricetidae
Source: RefSeq, a predicted model, not a curated record